AUGUCUAAGCCGACCGCUUCUGCGCCGCAGCCUGAGGGGAAGAAGAGGCAGCGGGUCUCAAUCGCGUGUCUUGCGUGUCGGGGGAGGCGGAUGCGCUGUGAUGGACAACAACCGAUCUGCGGAUCCUGUGUGAGAAGAGGGACUCAGUGUGAAUUUCAGCAUGCGGAAAAUAAGCGCAGGUCGGAAUUCUUCCUUGAGCCACCGAGCAAGAAAUACGUCGAAUCGCUUCAAGCACGGAUAAGAUUGUUAGAGGCCCAGGUCGUGUCACUUGGGUCGCAGCCGCCGAUGACACUUCCCGAAACACAAUCGAUUGAGCCCGAAGGAGCCGAGCUCGAUGAGAGCACCGGUGAUGAGCAGGAUCCUCUCGCAGAACUUACGGGGCUAGUAGGGCGUCUCAACGUGAUUGAAGAUGGCCAGGUACACUAUUUUGGAUCACAAAGCUCAUACAACCUCGUCCGAGAACCAAUUCGCGAAGCCGAUCCUCACGAGCCGUCUCUCCGUCUGCAAAGACAGGGCAUUGCGGCCGCCGCGCAGUUAGGAAAACUGGUCACAAUAUCCGACGACAUGCAAAAUCACCUACUCGACAUUUACUGGCGAUGGCAGAAUCCAUGGAAUUACGUCAUCCACAAAGGAACGUUUUUGAGGAGUUUCAAAGGCGAGGAUGGGGGAAAAUACUGCUCACCCCUACUACUCUCCGCCAUCUUUGCCAUUUCGGCACGAUACUCGGAUCGCCCGGAGCUACGCUCAGACCCAAACGACCCGAACACCGCCGGCGAUGCAUUUUGCGAGCAUGCUAAGAUUUUGCUACUGUAUGAGAGCGAGGCGCCGACGAUCACAACUGUUCAAGCCGCGUGUCUCUUGGCUCUUCGCAUCAUGUCGGAUGGCAAGGAGGCUCUCGGAUGGCUAUACUCAGAGCCUUUAGGAAACGCAACAAGAAUGGCUCAUAAUCUUGGCUUAAAUCUUGAUUGUUCAAAAUUUGUGACUUCCGGGCUGUUGUCAGAGGAUGAGGCCGAUACGAGAAAGGUGACGUGGUGGGGAUGUUAUGUCGUGGAUAAACUAUUCUCGCUAGGGUUGGGCAGACCAAGCAGCACACCAAAGUCAAGCAUCACUUGCCCGAAGCCUAGCAUCGAUAACGAGGAAGAGUACACGCCUUGGAAACCGACACCUGGCGGGGCGUUUGAUGAGAGCACUCUUGGUGUUCACUCUCACAUCUCAUCAACAGCCCACCAUGUAUCAGAAACUUACACAAUUGCAUGCGAGGCUAUGGAUAUGAUAAUUUUCUCCAUAUUGACAAUUGUCAGAUACGCAAUCAACAGCAAACUUUCACCGAGAGAAAUUGAGGACAUCGUUACAAAGGCCGAUGUCGAGUUACAAUCACACUAUCGAGCGUUGCCUAGCUACCUCCGCCUACCUUCUUCCCCCAAAGUACCUAUGCUUCCACAUAUCUGCUUGUUUCAACCCUUGAUGCGAAAGAGAAAAUCAAGACGUUCUGUGAGCAAGAGUGCUUCGUCUCCCGAAGAUACAAGCAGCUUGGCUGAUGACGAAUAUGCAAAUGAGCACAUGACUACUUGCCGUCAUUCAGCAGCAGAAAUCGCCAGGCUCUUGAGGGUUUACAAGCAACAGUACACUCUGCGUCGUAUACCGAUCGCGGCUGUUCAUCUAUGCUUCUCGGCAGUUAUAAUCCAUCUCAUCGAUGCUCGGCCGUCAAAUCCCAAGAGGCAACUGGCAAUUCAUCACUUGCAGACGUGCAUCGACGCGUUGAGGGAUCUGAGGACGGCGUGGUGUGCCUGGAGUGAUCGGGCACUGCGAGCAAUCCAGUUACUGGCAAGAGAGUGGUACCACUGCGACGAUGUGUCACAAUUACAGCAUGUCAACAACCCCAACAGAGGAGGAGCCCGUGAGGCGGGCUACGUUAGUUUGGGCGAUUUGACUAUGGGUGUGGGAGGAGCAGCAGGCGGCCAGCUAAUGGGGCCUUCAAUUGCUUCACCAGGCGCGACUGCUGAGAGUACGAUGGUGAACACGGGGCGAGAGCAGGCUGUGGCGGAAGGAGAUCCACUGGCCUUUCUGUUUGAUGCCAGUAUGCCAGAUCAGUACACUGAUACGCUGGUCAGAGAGUGGCUUGCAGAGAGCGGAUACGAUGAUAUGCUGAAUAUGGCCAACCAGUAA
Molecule: messenger RNA, 2166 nt
Organism: Colletotrichum gloeosporioides
Lineage: Eukaryota; Fungi; Ascomycota; Sordariomycetes; Glomerellales; Glomerellaceae
Product: Nitrogen assimilation transcription factor nirA
Exons: 8
Coding region: 1-2166 (721 amino acids)
Biological process (GO): DNA-templated transcription; regulation of DNA-templated transcription
Molecular function (GO): DNA binding; zinc ion binding; DNA-binding transcription factor activity, RNA polymerase II-specific
Source: RefSeq, a predicted model, not a curated record